AUGGGCGACUGCAACUCCAAACUUCAAAAUGCUAACACUGAAAAAAAUCAACUUCAAGUGGUUUCUACUCAACCGUACCCAAUUCCGGAAAUUCGGAUCGAUACUUCAUAUUUGAAGGUUGAUAACACAACAAACGAGCACCUCUUGAACUCUUUGAGAAGCGAUGAGUUUCCAGCUUUUGGAAACAUUUCCGAGGAGAACAAAAACAGAAAAAGAAACGGCCCAGGAGACUAUCAACUCGACACAAAAAUCAACAAAUACAUUAAAAUCGCAUAA
Molecule: messenger RNA, 276 nt
Organism: Caenorhabditis angaria
Lineage: Eukaryota; Metazoa; Nematoda; Chromadorea; Rhabditida; Rhabditidae
Source: the annotation of a GenBank genome assembly